AUGGGCGAGCGUGCGGACACUGCGUUUAAAACCACUGGAUCCAAGUGGUUGCUGCCAGUCAGUGAAUACCUGGGCUUUCCUCUUGACCAGGUGAAUUUUUUGACGUGCCAACUGUUUGCCUUGGUUGCUGCCUUCUGGUUCCGUCUCUACCUCAGUCCUAGCCAUGCCAAUCCCCUGGUCAGGCACGCUGUGUCCACUCUCCUUGGCAUUACCUUUCUCAUCUUCUGCUUUGGAUGGUACUCAGUUCACAUCCUGACAGUGGUGGUUGCAAACUACUUGAUAAUCAUCAACGCUGACAUCAACAAUGUACACAGAUAUUCAAUGGUGACUGCUAUGGGCUACCUGACAGUGUGCCAAGUGAGCCGAGUCUUCAUCUUUAACUAUGGAAUACUGUCCACUGACUUCUCUGGGCCUUUGAUGAUAGUAACCCAGAAGAUCACCACAUUGGCUGUUCAGCUCCAUGAUGGUAUGUGUAAGAAGGAAGAAAAUCUGACACCGGAACAGAAGUUGAUGGCUAUAAAUGUGAGGCCGUCUCUCAUCGAGUACCUGAGUUACAAUCUCAAUUUCCUGAGUGUCUUGGUGGGACCGUGCAGUAACUAUAAGGACUACAUAGACUUCAUAGAGGGCAGACACAUUAGCAGUAGGCUCAGGCAGCACUCUGGGACGUGUAAUGGGCAAAAUGGCUAUGAUAAGACUCCAGACCUGUCACCUAUGAAUGCUGUCUGUAAAAAGUUGCUGGUCUGCUGCGGCUGUAUGCUGUUCUUCCUCUAUGUGACCCGGGCUUUGCCAAUAGCGUACAAUGUCGACCCAGACUUUGUCAGCCACGCCCCCUUCCUUACCAGGCUCACUUACGCUUUCUUCUCCAUACAAGCAGCAAGGCCCAAAUUCUACUUCGCCUGGACACUAGCUGAUGCCGUCAACAACGCUGCGGGUUAUGGCUUCCUUGGGAUUGAUAAAAAUGGAAAACCAUCCUGGGAUCUAAUCUGCAACCUCAACAUCUUGGGGAUUGAGACAGCAACCAGUUUCAAGACAUUCAUAGACAACUGGAAUAUUCGAACAGGAAUUUGGCUUAAAACUGUGUGUUAUGACCGAGCCCCCAAGCACCGGUUGGCUCUGACCUUUAUCUUGUCAGCCCUCUGGCAUGGUGUUUAUCCAGGGUACUAUUUCACCUUCAUCACCGCCAUCCCUAUCACCAUAGCAGCACGAGCUGUACGGAAGUCUGUCCGCCACUACUUCAUGGGCUCCACAGGCUUGAAGCUGGGCUACGACUUCUUAACUUGGGCAGCCACCCAGCUGGCCAUCUGCUACACUGUCAUGCCUUUUCUACUUCUGGCAGUUCAACCCACUAUGGUUUAUUACAGGUCCAUGUACUUCCACGUGCACAUCAUUAGCAUUCUGGCUGCGAUCGCCCUGCAUCGGAAACAAAAACCCAAGGAACCCUCUGCCACCAGUAAAACAUUUUCCUCCGCCUCCUCCUCGUCCUCGUCUUCGUGCCCACCCCAGUGCCAGCCUGUUCACUCCAACAACAAUGACAAAGUAGAGUGA
Scomber japonicus (chub mackerel) is the source of this 1545-nucleotide messenger RNA. RefSeq names its product membrane bound O-acyltransferase domain containing 1 (gene mboat1). The coding region runs from base 1 to 1545 and encodes 514 amino acids. The transcript is spliced from 13 exons. Gene Ontology annotation, cellular component: membrane. Gene Ontology annotation, molecular function: acyltransferase activity. Lineage: Eukaryota; Metazoa; Chordata; Actinopteri; Scombriformes; Scombridae. Gene Ontology annotation, biological process: lipid modification. The record is from RefSeq and is a predicted model, not a curated record.